AUGAGGAACACUCUGGAGACCCUGACCAGUGACACCAACAUCAGCAAGCACAAGAGUAAAAUGCAGAUGGAAGAGAUAAGAGAAGAGAAAUUUGGGAAUAUUACUCCAGCGAAACAGCCAUCUUCAGUGCAUUUUUUCCCAAAGGCAGUGGAUGUGGAUAGCACGCAAGUGCCUUUGUCACAGUCAUUUUCCCAUGAAAUACCGUUCAACAUCUACCAGAUCAGUAGUGCUCAGACUAGCGCUCUAACCUUAUCAUCAGCAGGACGGCUGACUUCUAAAUCUACCAUCCUGAGCCUCUCCCGAGGAGACACCAGCCUGGUGAAGCAGAGCACAAGCUACAUAACUCCAAAGAAACAGACGCUACUGAGCUUUGACUCCGAUACAUUCCUUCUGGGGGAUGGAGAGGAUUAUUUCCUUUCUUUGUUUGGAGACUCAAAGAGACUCGCCACAUAUUCGUCCCAAACCGAGGAUGUGAGCAAACACCUUUCUGUGAUUCUUGAAGAAGUUGGCCAGUUUACAUCCAGUUCUCUUGCAGACAUUAAAAUAGCUGAUGUCAAUGUCAAGGGCUUGUUCGUGAGGCUCGUCAACUCUUCCAUGGACAAAGAAGUGGAAAUUGGAAACCACAUCCUCCAACAGAACGUGGAUGGACAUGCAGUUUCCUUGUACCGGUUCCCCGCCAACAUCACCAUGCAAGCUGGUUCCACAGUGACGGUGUGGGCAGCAGCGUCGGAAGCAAAGCCCCAGCCACCAACAGACUUUGUUUGGGAGGAACAGAACAGGUUCCGAUCCAGUCCAGACUGCACGACCAUCCUAUGCAAACCCAAUGGUGAGGCCAUUGCCUGGUACACUCCGAUCCACUGGAAGCAAGCAUGGGAGAAGUUAGAGACUGAUAUUGAAUUUGAGAGAUCUUCAGUAGUGAUUCCAACAAUGAAAAGCCAUGUGUUCGGGUGGACAGCAACAUCUACUUCCUCCAUAAGUAAGGAAAAGCCAGAAUCAAUAAAGAAAGAGUCCUCGCAAUGUCAGAUAGAGCACAUCUACCCUUCUCUCGUGAGAGAAAAGGAAAUCUGGCCAUCCACUCUACCUAAUCAGAGUCCUUGGUGCCGCAGUCCCUAUGCCUCUCCACAUCCCUACUGUUCUCUCAUUGAAUCACAUGACUCAGACAUUUCUGAAAGCUGGAUGGAUACAAAGCUGAUGGCUCAGCCAGCCAAGCCUGAAUCAGCCCCAGAGACCAAGAAAAAGAAAUCA
This is a messenger RNA of Onychomys torridus (southern grasshopper mouse), 1245 nucleotides long. RefSeq names its product lamin tail domain containing 1 (gene Lmntd1). The annotation marks the transcript as partial. The record is from RefSeq and is a predicted model, not a curated record. Lineage: Eukaryota; Metazoa; Chordata; Mammalia; Rodentia; Cricetidae. The transcript has 8 exons. Gene Ontology annotation, cellular component: cytoplasm; nuclear envelope.